This is a messenger RNA of Poecilia latipinna (sailfin molly), 1040 nucleotides long. Its product is annotated as programmed cell death 1 ligand 1-like. Gene Ontology annotation, cellular component: external side of plasma membrane. The transcript has 3 exons. NCBI's taxonomy places the organism in Eukaryota, Metazoa, Chordata, Actinopteri, Cyprinodontiformes, Poeciliidae. The record is from RefSeq and is a predicted model, not a curated record. Bases 347 to 919 code for a protein of 190 amino acids. Gene Ontology annotation, biological process: cellular response to lipopolysaccharide; immune response; negative regulation of T cell proliferation.
ACACUCUGCUGCUUUCUGAACCAGUUCAAUCUCGUUUUUCUUGUUUCUCCGUUUCUGUGACAGAGAGCUGCAGAACCUUCAGCCUCCUGAAGCUGUUUCUCCAUGCAGCUGCAGGAGAUCAAAUUAAAAUGAGCUUCUACGGUUUACACCAUUUCUCAGCUGAAUACGCCUUUAUUCAUGAUGUCACUCAUAUAAAGUUUACCAUCACCUUCCUCCUUCCUUUUUGACGAGACUCCUAGGAAAGAAAAGAUCGUUUCUUCUAGUAAAUCCAGUCUUGACGCUGUGUGGUUCUGAAUCUGUGGGUCGUCCCUCCAUCUCUGCUCCGGUUCAGUUCUGCUGCAGGUCGAUGGCUGAAGGAACGCUGACGUUACUCAGACUGGACCUGCUGUCGGUUUCUGCUCUGGUUCCCUGCAUGACGGCUUCAGGUGAUCAGAACCUCUCGGUUCGUUCUGGAGGCAGCGUCACUCUGUCCUGUUCAGCUGCUGAUCUCACCGAUCCAGAGGCUGUGAUAUGGAGCAGAACCGAUCUGGACUCAGAUGUUCUGUUUGUCCGACCUGGUCAGAAAAACUCAUUGAUCCGGCACCAAUCCUAUCAGAACCGAGCGAAUCUCCUGGACUGGCAGGUGAAGAAUGGAGAGGCGUCUUUGGUUCUGGACAACGUGACGACUGAUGACAGCGGGACAUACGAGUGUCGAGUUCAAAUAAAGGAGAAAGAGAUGAAACGGAUCAGCACCGUCAGCCUGCAGGUUUCUGCUGCGCCUCCUCCAGGGAACCAGAAUGGAAGCAGGAAUGAUGGAGGGAACAAGAGUGGAUCCGUUAGACCUUUCCCUGCAGCCGUUCUGCUCUUUGUGUCUCUGAUUCAUUUAUUUGCUCUUCGUUGGGUUUCAACUUUCUUCCUGCUUCUGUUCGUCUUCAUGUGAAGAAGAACAGAAGAGCUGGAAAAAGGCGGAGGCUAGCAGCGUUAACUGGAGCAUUAAUGAAGGGUGGAUGGAUCUGAGGGGCAGAGAGCAGAUCCACAUUUAAAGUGGAUCAUUUUGGGAU